Molecule: messenger RNA, 1268 nt
Organism: Nicrophorus vespilloides
Lineage: Eukaryota; Metazoa; Arthropoda; Insecta; Coleoptera; Silphidae
Product: glutamic acid-rich protein-like
Exons: 2
Coding region: 384-1223 (279 amino acids)
Source: RefSeq, a predicted model, not a curated record
CAUUGAAUUUUGAAACUUACAUCAAACAUCAUCGAUAAACAGAUAAGAAGAUAGACAGAUAGAUAAGAAAUUGGAUUAUUAAUAACAACAGCAACACAAAAUAAAAAUGGAAAUAAAUAAAUACAUGGACUGUUCGCACUCCCUGCGAUAGAUUAAAGAGAGCUGUGAAUUGCAUUUUAUCUAAUCUCGGAAAUAUUGCGAGAAUCGGAGCGAGCGCAAAGAGGAGGCAAUAAGCAAGGUUGUUGUAAUUGCGCGAUAUAUACACGAUCGUUCAUCGCCUGCCAGCCAGCCAGCAAAACCCACCCACCCAUCCAUCGUCUCCUGCCUCUCUCUCUCUCGUCCCAUCAGCAACAUCUAUUAACAAUCCAGAACAAACAACAAAAAUGGUGUUGAGUUUCAAGAAGGGUAAAUUUCUGUUUCGGAGAAAAGUUAAGAAGCCGGUGGAAAAACCUCCAGUGAAAGCAGAAUCGAUCGUUUGCUUGAGAUACGUCCAAUUCGACGAAUUCGACACGAACUAUGUUAUCAAAUCGACGCAAAAAUCGGAAACCAUCGUUCCGGUUGCGGUUGCAGCACCUGAAAAUGUAAUUAGCAGAAUCAACAGUCGCAGCCUCGAAUCGGUUUCCACUGAAGAGUACUACGAUGAGGAAGAAUUAACGCAAUUGCAGAAAACCACGGCAGAAGUAGAAUCGAAGGUGAAAUUUGCGCCCGAAGAAGAGUACGACAAAAAUAAUGUGGAACAGAGGAAAACCGACAAAACUGUAAGAAUAGAAACAGAUAAACGCGAAGAAGUGUCGAUUGAAACCGUUGCCGACGUCUCGAAGAAGCAGGAAACAGAACCGAAGGAGGAGAAACCGAUAAAAAGUAUAUUGAAGAAGGGCACGACGGAGGAAAGCGAGAAAAAGUCGACGUUGAUUUUCAUGACGGAGAAUCACGACGAAGACGACGAGGAAAAGGAGGAGCAUCCGCUGUUCGAUGACGGUAAGAAAGAAGACGAAGUGGAUGAAAAACCGCUGAAAAAAUUCAACCAGGAGAACGUUUACAAUAAGACGACAGACGAAGACCAGGAGGAAGAGGAGAAAGAGUACAGCAGCAAUGCGGCAAGCAUAUUCUUCGAUGACGAUGAACCGGAACCGACGGAAAGAGUACGAAAGAUCGAUUUGAAGAGACAGGACGAUGAUGUGGUGGACGACGCCGCAUCGGUGGGCAGUCAGACGAGCGCUUAAACGCAUUGAUUUUAAAUUAAGUUAAAUAAAUUUUGAAAUGAAUAG